Olea europaea var. sylvestris is the source of this 671-nucleotide messenger RNA. RefSeq names its product mediator of RNA polymerase II transcription subunit 7a-like. Gene Ontology annotation, biological process: regulation of transcription by RNA polymerase II. Gene Ontology annotation, cellular component: mediator complex; core mediator complex. Lineage: Eukaryota; Viridiplantae; Streptophyta; Magnoliopsida; Lamiales; Oleaceae. The record is from RefSeq and is a predicted model, not a curated record. The coding region runs from base 375 to 671 and encodes 98 amino acids. The transcript is spliced from 3 exons. Gene Ontology annotation, molecular function: transcription coregulator activity.
UGUAUUUUGAUAAGAACGAGGCUCAAAACUAUUCAAUAUAUACUGAUAAUUACCCUCAAUCAGUUCGGCGCAGACCUGUUUCAUGCCCGAAUUCAGGUCCAAAUUCGAGUCCGGCUGAAGGCUGAAGUUCAGUUUCCGGAAUAAUUUGAAACCCUCCCAGAGUCAGCAAUCAAAAUAAAAUUAGGUCAAAAUUAAUAGCGCUUCCAACCGAAUUCAGUAUUCUAUUAAUAAGAUUGGCUACUUCUAUCUCUAUUUUUCUCACGAACCAGAACUAAAUUCGAUCACCAUCAGAUUCAGUUCGUCCAUUUUCAGGCUUGGCUCUGGCGUUACUAUUGAGAGAAAUCAAGAAAUUGGAGUACCGAAAUCAACUGUAAAUGGCUACAGCAACGUACCCACCGCCUCCGCCGUAUUACAAGCUCUACAAGGAUUAUAUACAGAACCCCAACUCAGCUCCCGAGCCGCCACCCCCAAUCCAAGGCACUUAUGUUCUCUACGGAGCAAAUUACACCACUGAUGAUGUGCUUCCUACUCUAGAAGAGCAGGGUGUCCGUCAAUUGUACCCGAAAGGGCCAAAUGUUGAUUUCAAGAAGGAGCUAAGAUCACUAAACAGAGAAUUGCAGCUGCACUUGUUGGAGCUUGCUGAGAAAAGUGAUUACAGAAAAAUAGAAUGA